UUUCUUCUAGAUAGGUAGAUUAGCGGUUGCUGCAAAACAGGCUAGGCGUCUCUAUCCAUCCCUUACGCUGUCCGCUCUCCUGUUGCUGUCGAACUUUGUCUUUUUUGUUAUUUUAUUUCUACGGAGCAGAAAUGUUGUCAUGCAAAAUAGAGCAACGAACUGUUUAUUGUAAAGCUUUAUGAAAGCUUUGAAAUAAUUUGUACGAUGGCCUACCUGAAAAUCCGACCCCGUAAAUAUUUUGUGGCUGUGUAGUUGUGUCUUGGACUGAGUGGUGGAGACCUCCAUGAGGACUGAUCCAUGGACGAGACACAAACAUUUAGAGAUGGAGACUUUUGUCCAGAAAUCAGGUCAGUCAACCAAGAAAGAUCAGAACCCAGUUGUGUGUCCAUAAAGAGUGAAUGGUCAAUGGGAUGCCCUCCGAAAUUCAGUGAUAAAGGCUGUUUUCCUGAUCGCAGAAUUCAUCAAGAGAAGUCAGACAGAGAAACUGGACAAAACAACUGGAAAAGAUCGCAGAGAAUCAGCAUCAGAGACCAAGACAAUGCAUCUCAAGUUGACAGUGUCGUUAAAAGGAAACUAAACUUGAAGUUUCAGUGUUUAUAUGAGGGAACUCCAAAGCAAGGAACCCAGACACUCCUGAAUGAGAUCUACACAGAGCUCUACAUCACAGAAGGUCAAAGUGACAGCUGUAAUGAACAUGAGGUGAGACAGAUUGAGACACAAUCCAGGAGAGCAGCAACAGAGGACACAGCGAUCAAAUGCAAUGACAUUUUUAGAUCUUUACCUGGACAAGACAAACCCAUCAGAAUUGUGCUGACAAAGGGAGUCGCUGGCAUUGGAAAAACAGUCUCUGUGCAGAAGUUCAUCCUGGACUGGGCUGAAGGGAAAGACAAUCAGGACAUCCACCUCAUAUUUCCACUUCCUUUCAGAGAGAUCAAUUUGAUACAAGAUCAAAAACUGAGCCUUUUAGACCUUCUUCACAUGUUUUUCACAGAAAUAAAAGAAUUGGAUAUUUCCAGCAGUGAAUAUAAAGUGUUGUUCAUCUUUGAUGGUCUGGAUGAGUGUCGUCUGUCUCUGGAUUUUCAGAGCGAUGUGAGGUUGUGUGAUGUGACUGAAUCAGCAUCAGUGGACGUGCUGCUGAUGAACCUCAUUGUGGGGAAUCUGCUUCCCUCUGCUUUCAUCUGGAUCACCUCCAGACCAGCAGCAGCUGAUCUCGUCCCCUCUGAGUGUGUCCAUCGAGUGACAGAGGUACGAGGCUUCAGUGAGCCACAGAAGGAGGAAUACUUCAGGAAGAGAAUCAGUGAUCAGAGUUUGGCCAACAGGAUCACCUCACACCUGAAGUCGUCAAGGAGCCUCUACAUCAUGUGCCACAUCCCAGUGUUCUGCUGGAUCUCAGCCACUGUUCUGGAGAUGUUGUUGAGUCCAGCAGAGAGAGGAGAGAUUCCCAAGACUCUCACUCAAAUGUACACACACUUCCUGAUCCUUCAGACCAACAUCAAACAUGAGAAAGACUAUGCGAAGACAGUGAAAGAUGGAGACAUGAUCCUCAAACUGGGGAAACUGGCUUUUCAGCAGCUUGUGAAAGGAAAUCUGAUCUUCUAUGAGGAAGACCUGAGAGAGUGUGGCAUUGAUGUGACAGAAGCAUCAGUGUACUCAGGAUUGUGCACUCAGAUCUUCAGAGAGGAGUUUGGGUUGUAUCAGGGGAAAGUCUUCUGUUUUGUUCAUCUGAGCAUCCAGGAACAUCUAGCAGCUCUAUAUGGACACUUGUCAUUCAUAAAUGACAACAUAAAUGUGUUUGAUCUGAUUAACAAAGAAAGGUUGAUGUCAAAAUGUUUUAACUUAAUUAAAUGUAAUUCCUCACAACAGAUUUUGAUAUCAAAUCUUCAUCAGAAAGCUGUGGAUAAGACAUUACAUAGUAAGAAUGGACAUUUGGACCUUUUUCUCCGUUUCCUUCUGGGUUUCUCACUGGACUGCAAUCAGACUCUUUUACAAGGCCUUCUAACACAGACAGGAAACAGCUCGCAUAAUAAAGAGAAAACAGUUCAGUACAUCAAAAAGAAGAUUAAGAAGAAUCCUUCUCCAGAGAAAUUCCUUAAUCUGUUCCACUGUCUGAAUGAACUAGGUGACUGUUCACUAAUGGAGCAAAUUCAACAUUAUGUGACAGCUGGAACAGUAAAUAAAGUGAAACUGUCCUCUUCACAGUGGUCAGCUUUAAUAUUUGUUUUGUUGACAUCAGAGCAAGAUAUGAAUGUGUUUAAGCUCAAAGAUUUUGUUGGAUCACAAAUUAAAGCUGAUGAAGUUCUUCUAAAGCUGCUGCCUGUGGUAAAAGAAUACAGAUCAGCUCAGCUGAAUAAUUGUGGUGUCACAGAUGAAGGUUGUGCUGCUCUGACUUCAGCUCUGAGAUCAAACCCCUCACACCUGAGAGAACUGAAUGUAUCUGGGAAUAUACUGGGAAGUUCAGGAGUGAAGCUGUUUUCUUCUGGACUAGAGAAUCAUCACUGUAAACUGGAGAAACUGUGGUUGAGGUAUUGUGAAAUUACAGAUGAAGGUUGUGCUGCUCUGGCUUCAGCUCUGAUAUCAAACCCCUCACACCUGAGAGAACUGGAUCUGUCAUGGAAUAAACUAGGAGACUCAGGAGUGAAUCUGCUCUCUGAUGGACUGAAGGAUCCUCAGUGUAAACUCGAGAAACUGUGUUUGAGCAGUUGUGAUGUCACAGAUGAAGGUUGUGCUGCUCUGGCAUCAGUUAUGACAUCAAACCCCUCACACCUGAGAGAACUGGACCUCUCAUGGAAUAAACUAAGAGACUCGGGGGUAAAGUUGCUCUCUGGUGGAUUGGAGAAUCCUCACUGUAAACUGGAGAUAUUGUGGUUCAGUGGUUGCGGUGUCACAUAUCAUGGAUGUGCUGCUCUGGAUUCAGCUCUGAAAUCAAACCCCUCACACCUGAGAGAACUGGAUCUGACUAAAAAUAAACUGACAGACUCAGGAGUGAAGCUGCUGUCUGCUAUAAGAAAUAAUGCUGAUUAUAAACUGGAGACGCUGCGGUUGUAGAUGGCAGUCUAAUCUCAUCAGAACCAGUUAAUGGAGAAUAAGAAGUGACAUCAGAGAGUCCAAACUCAACAAAGUACAUUGGAGACACAGUGAACCUGUGUGUGUGAAUAGACUAAUUUCUUGAAAAGUUAAACAUUAUUUUUGUGUUGACCACAAGGUGCAAGCUUUUAAACUAGGGAUGUGCAUCUCCAUAACUGAGGCCGCUGCGAUACGCAUCUCGAUGCAAAGCCAACAAAACGAUACAUCGAAGAUACAUAUGAAGGAGCUAGCGAUGCGAUACGAUUCACCCCUAUUACGAUGCAGUGUGAUUUGAUUCAACACAAUGCAAUUCGAUGCAAUGGAAAAAAUAUUUUUUUCCAUUGCAGACAGCAAAUCAUAAAUUAACUUAUGUGUCUUCUGACUUCUAACGCCUCGAGGCCUGUUUCAUAAAACAAGUUUACCAAAUAGGCCAGGCUUAUUUCAGUUAGUCUGACUCACUGUCAAAUGAUUUGGUUCCAUAAACCGAGCCAGCAGACUUAUGUGGGGCCCAGAUGGGUGGCACCAUCUAACUGAGGCCCAGACAGUUUUGUCCUCGGUUUCCAUGAGGGCCCCACAUGGGUCAGCCCAGAUGAAACAAUGAAAUGAACACUGCUCAGUAUGCAUACUACAGAGUGCUAAAAUAAGACUGAAGCAGCACUGCAGUUCAUUAGAUAAUUAAGUGAUUAAUCUAGUACUGAUUGAGCAUUAGUGACAAACACCUACUUAAGAAAAAAGAGACGAGCAGAAACACAAGAACUACUAUAGACUUCCAGCCACAGCCUGCAAAACAACUGCAAAUAAAAGACAUUAAAUCUCUGAAGAUCUCAGCAGAGGAGGAUUAAACAACUCCACAAACAACAUCACUUAUUACUAACCAGACUGACGUUAUUUCUGUCAGACGUCUAGUGAAGCACUUAUUGAAAAAUACAGAGGUUAAGAUGUUGAUGUUUUAUUGAAAAAUAUAUUUGUCACCAUUAUGGAAAAUAGCGUUUGUUUUAGUUGGGCGGUUGGCCCUUAACAUUUUAACAUUAGUUUUUCUCUGGCUGCUUUGACUGUGUUUGUUAUGGCAAGACAUGCAAGAAAAACCGAUGACAUCAUGUAAUAGCCUCUAGUAACACUUGACAUACGAGUCCACAUAUUGACAUUUAACAGUGCAGAAGAAUAUUAAAAUAUAUCUUUCACAAAAUGCUUUGAACUCCUGUGUCCCAUAAACACACACAGACAUCAAGAAUCAGUGUAUGAAUAUCAACAAUGGUGACAUGAUUCAUGCUGCAAUGCAUUCUGGGUGCAGCACACAAAAGUCAUCCAUGGUUCCCAGCAUGCAUUACAGCAUGAAUUGUGUCACCGUUGUUGAGAUUCAUACACUGAUUCUUGUGUCUGAAAAAAUCGACAAUUAAAAAUCCAAAUUCAGAAUAUCCAAUCUGUUUUUUUCUCAGGGUUAGUAAUGUAAGAAUGUAAUUUGUUAAUAAUAUCAAGCCACUUCCAAACAUUAAUGAGCGAGACUGCUUUAUAAUGUUAAAAUCUGUAUGACUAUCAAUAAACAACCAACUGCUCCAGGUGUGUGUGUGUUUUCUUUGCAAACAACAAUGUGUUUACUAAAUACAUUGUUGCAAAUCAAACAAACACAAAGAGUAGCAUGAGAGUCAAGAGCUCUAUUAAAGCAAACGUUAUUCACCAUAAUGGUGACUUCAAACCAAACUUACUUUCAAUAAAACAUCAACAUCUGAACCGCUGUAUUUCUCAAUAAGAGCUUCUCUAGACAAUCUGACAGAAAUAACGUCAGUCUGGUUAGUAAUACGUGAUGCAGGUGAUGCUGUCUCACCUGCAUUAACGUCUCAAAUGCAUUAAACAGCACAUAUAUUCACUCCAUGAUCGACAUUAAGGGCUGCUUAAGAAUAAGCGUGCACAAAUUAGUUAGAUUGUGUGAACUUACAUUGUCGUUUAUAACUGCUUUAGCCCCGAUUGAUUUGUUAGGCUAUUUCAAGUCAGGUUUUGGACUUUAAUCUCCGCUUUUCCUCAGGUCUCCGUAGUGUUGUUGUGAUUCGUCAUAUUCACGCACAGCGGUGAUGAGAGAAUGCGCUUGAGAAACAGUUUCGAGAGGAGAAAUCAAUCUAAAAUAUUGGUCACAGAUUAUUGGUCGCUUUAUAAACAAUAAAAGUAUUGCGCAUCCACUAGUAAUUAUAUAUAAAUAAAUCGUUUUUUUAAAUUGUUUUUUUAGAAACGAUGCAUCCCGAUACGAAUGCCAACUUGUAUCCGAUGCACACUUUUUAAACCGAUGCAUCACAUCAUUAACUUUUUUUGCCGAUGCCCCGAGCGAAUCGUGCAAUAACAAUUUUAAGAUUUUGUGUAUUUUAUUUGUGAACUGGAGUUCAGAGACAGAUGCGUUAUGUUUAAUUUCACCAAGCUCACUAUAAACCACCGCACUCACAAAUCAUUAUUUUAAGUGAUAUCGAAGUGGGUGAGUUAUAUUCUGUUUGGUUUGCAGAUGCAGAAUGCUGGUGUCACUGUUGAAUAGUUUCACUAAAAAAAAAAAAAAAAAAAAAAGUGAUUUACUGUUUAAUUCCAUAUUUCUUUAUGUUUGCUUUGAUUGAUUUUUGUACUGUGGAUUAUUUUCUUAUCCAAUUUUUCUAAGAGGUUACCACCUCCCUUGCCUCCUUGGAGAGAAAGUCCCAGCACCAAUGUCAUGAUGUGAGCUCAGUUGAGACACAUAGUUGCCAAUGUAUUUAUUUGUGGGAGGCAGUAAAGUUUCAGAAAUCAGAAUGAACAUUUUUGAAGAAUUUUUGUUAUUUUUACCCAAACUGUAAUUUAUGUAGAUUACACUGUUUAUUAUAAUGGUUACUCUUAAAAAUCGAAUUAUUUGCAGUGUUUAUCAGGGCUAUAUUAGUGAAUCUGUAAUGAGUGUUAUUAAAUUUAUCUGUCUAUUUGA
Onychostoma macrolepis is the source of this 5989-nucleotide messenger RNA. Its product is annotated as NACHT, LRR and PYD domains-containing protein 12-like. The record is from RefSeq and is a predicted model, not a curated record. Gene Ontology annotation, molecular function: protein binding. Lineage: Eukaryota; Metazoa; Chordata; Actinopteri; Cypriniformes; Cyprinidae. The coding region runs from base 298 to 3045 and encodes 915 amino acids. The transcript has 10 exons.